AUGAAGAGGCAUCAUAGAGAGGACUCGGCUUCUCGCAGCAAGAAGGCCCGUGCCCCUAGUGUAUCGGACGAGGAAGGUACCAACGGGUGCAUCAACUCUCCGAAGAAGUACAAAAGUCCUCCACGAAAGGCUCUAUUGAGACGUCCUUCACGCGAAGACAGAUCAGUUGAUAAAUAUGACCAACAAGGUUCGAGACAAACAUUCUUACUUCGACCUAAUCCUGCAGCAAAGUUUGUCAGUAGCAACAAUUCCAGCCGCUCAUUUAACCCCCACAGUGACUACUCAAGUUCAAGGAAAUCCUAUGCGCCAUCAAGUGAUCGACUAUCUAGCCAUUCGUCAAAGUCAUUGGUUAAUUCUUCCAAUCGAGUUAAUCCUAUGUUGGCAGCAAGUCUUGCAUCAUCAGGGAAAUUACCAAACCUUCCAAUUCCUCUUGGGUCCAAACGGGGUUCAUCUGCAACGGUUGCGGCGGUAGCCGCAGCUGCGAUGAACGCAGCCGCAAUGGCUGCAGCAUUAGGUGCCGGAGGUGUAAUAUCGAGCAAACAAAUGUCACAUAUAACCAAAGCACUUGCAUCUGCUACUCGAACUGGUCGUGAUCAUCAUGGUUCAUCGUCACACAGACCUCCGCGGAGUUCCAGUGAUAGGUAUACAGGUGAAGAUUCAAGAAGCAGUCGUCGAAAAACAACUAGUAAGGAAAAAGAUAUGCUUAGCAUUUUCAAUGCUCGUUACGCUCGUCCAGUAGAACAUCGCAAUCCCGAGGAUGAUCCUAAUGCAACAAGAACAUUAUUUCUGGGUAAUUUGCCACCAGAUGUCGAGGAACCUGAACUGAGGAAGCUUUUCGAACGUUAUGGUAUAAUUGAAGAUAUUGAUAUUAAGCGCCGUGAACUAGAAACUGGAGCAACCGCAUUCGCUUUUGUUCGAUAUCUUAGUCUAGACAUGGCACACCGCGCAAAAGUUAAUUUAUCUGGACAAAUGAUAGGUGAAUACAGAUUCAAAAUUGGUUAUGGGAAAGUUAUUCCCACACGAUGCCUAUGGGUUGGUGGAUUGGGUCCAUGGACAAAUUAUCCUGAGUUCGCAACCCUUGUUAAUAGUAUCAGCGCACCUGAGAAAAUUAUCUGGCCGUCUGGUAAAAACUAUGCUCAUAUUCUUUAUUGUGAUAGCGAGUCUGCAGCUGUUGCAGCUGAUCUUUUACGUGGAUAUCCGUUAGGAAAAAGUCAUAAACGGAUCCGAGUGGACUUCACUGAUGAGUCACAUAUGUUUAGAGAUCCUAAUUGGAAACGGUUGAAAAGAAAUUCGUCCACAGAAUCAAGUCCCAGGCACUACUCAUCCAGAAGAUCACUGACACCUCGAAUAAAACGUGAAGAUUCUUUUUCAGACAAUGCCUACUCUCGUAAUAAUCAUUACUCAAAAUACAAACGCGACCGAAAGACGUAUGCUGAUAGUGACCGAAGUCAUUCUGCUUCGUCAAGUCAUAGGCGAGAAUCUGGCCAUAGAUCUAGAAAAACUACACAUGAGAGGGCGCCUAAACGUAGUCUAAGAGAUCAAUCACUUAGUCCUGAUGCUGACUCGACGCGUUUUGUUUCACGUUCUCCUUCAUCAUCGAAAUCUCGCAGAUAUUCAUCUUCUUCCUCGAGAUCACCCACAUUAGAAACAUCCACAAACGUAGAACAGUUGGCAUCUUGCCUUCCUUCGGCAUGGGAUGGAGCAUUUUAUCUCAAGUCGAGUAGUUUUCAGUGCAGAAUGCACAUUUUGAGAGGUGACAAAAGCCUUGUUGAUCAGUUUAUGUACCAGGGAUUUAAUUCAGAAGCAUCUGCGCAUUCAAACGAAACUCGGCAUGCAGGUAAGAAGUCGAACAAAGAUAAACAUACGUCACUGGAUGACAUUGAUUCUAGUGAAUCUCAGGAUGAUGCACAUGGUAGCGCUAAAAGUAGUUGUACAAACAAAGACCAGGUAGUUUGUUUACGUAUUACUCAACGAAUGAGACUAGAUCCAGUGAAGUUAGAUGACGUGAAUCAGCGCAUUCAGACAGCUGGUUCCUCUGGGUUUUGCAUUCUUUUGGCUGUACCUCCACAUUCGGUUUUAUGCAGUGAAGUUGGAGAUGGCGAUAAGCAACCGCAAAGACCGCUUCGAAAUCUAAUCGGAUAUUUACGUGCAAAAGACUCCGCAGGAGUGGUUCUUUUAAAUCCUGGUGGCCAAAACUCAAACGAUUCUUCAUCCCCUUUAACUGCAGAAACUACAUCUGGGGUGCUGUAUGCAUUCCCACCAUGUGAUUUUGCUUUGAAUCUCUUGCGUGAAAGUGCUCCGCAACUAGAGAAAGAUUAUGGUAAAGAUGAUCACUUAGCUAUAAUACUGAUUCGUGGGGCCGGAGUUGUGUAG
Messenger RNA from Schistosoma spindalis, 2373 nucleotides. The record is from the annotation of a GenBank genome assembly. NCBI's taxonomy places the organism in Eukaryota, Metazoa, Platyhelminthes, Trematoda, Strigeidida, Schistosomatidae.